UCAUCGUGUAUUCACUGCGUCUGGAAAGCUCUUUUAUAUAUUAAAUUUUUUCAGCAUUGUCUUACUUGACUUCGGUUGAAAGAGUAUACAUAAUCAUUGCGAUAUGGCAACAAAACAGCCUGAAGAAAGUCUCUCAUAUGAGGAUUUUCUGAGCUGGACGCUCUCCACGCUCAAAGACUUUUUGGGCAUUCGUGGCCUAAAGCAAACUGGUGCGAAAUCGGAACUUGUGGCUAGAGCAUUUGGGGCAUAUGAACUAAACGCUCCCAAAAAGUUUACACAAGAGCAAAUAUCCGCAAGCAUUAAGAAGGAAUACGAGAAAAGGCUUCAAUAUCACAAAAUCAAAACCGACCCAAACAGUUUGCCGGAUAAUGCCUGGAAGGACAGUGUAGAAGAUUGGCCUCAGCUAGAUGAUGGUAAGUUAUUUAGUUAUAUUUUAAAAGUUAAAGCAGUAGAUGUUGAUUAUAUCGGCAAAUACAAAGAUGAAAAGGCGUAUUUUUAUUGGAUGAGUGGGUUUGUGGACACAGUGUAUGUUGCAGAAUGUCCUACAGAUGCCACCAUGAUUUUCUUAAAAGGCAAUGUAUGUCCCUCACAGAGGGUCAGAGAUAACCCACACAAAGCAUGGAUCUGUGUUCGAGGUAAGAAUGAGCCUAAUGUUUUAACAUCAUGGUGCACUUGUAUACCUGGCACCGGGGAGGUUUGCAAUCAUGUAAUAGCUAUGCUUUAUAAAGUAAACUUUGCUUUUCAUAAAAAGUUUAUAGCUCCUGCAUGCACAAGUAUGCCACAAGGCUGGAAUAGGGGGACAAGAAAAGAGGUAACACCUGGGCAGAUAAAAAACCUCACUUUUAGAAGGGACAAAAGGUUGAGGAAGGUCACAAAACGAGAUACUGCUUUAGAUCAGACCUUACGGAAAGCCUUUGACCCUCGUAGAGUACAUCACAGAAACAUUGCAAAUGAAGAUGUUUCAAGCUUGAUUUCAAGUAUAAAGGAAGUUCUCCCAUCAGCUUGUGUUUUGUUUUCCAUAGAGUAUGGAGUAGAUGAUGAACUCCCUCUACCCCUGAUAAAAAAGGCUGUAAGAUUUAUGUCUAGGGUAGAUAUGAAAGAUAAGGCCCUUGAACAGGUUGCACCUCUAUUUAUUGAAGACUGCCAGUUAACCAAGAAUCAGGUAAGUAAGAUUGAAAUUUCAACUAGAGGUCAAAACCAUGAAGAUGUUUCAAAUUCGACAAAUUUGAUUUGUAAAAGCUGCCAAAGGAGUUGA
This is a messenger RNA of Dendronephthya gigantea, 1255 nucleotides long. RefSeq lists its product as uncharacterized. The coding region runs from base 104 to 1255 and encodes 383 amino acids. Gene Ontology annotation, molecular function: zinc ion binding. NCBI's taxonomy places the organism in Eukaryota, Metazoa, Cnidaria, Anthozoa, Malacalcyonacea, Nephtheidae. The record is from RefSeq and is a predicted model, not a curated record. The transcript has a single exon.